This is a messenger RNA of Osmerus eperlanus (European smelt), 3726 nucleotides long. It is a transcript of the gene kcnq3, whose product is annotated as potassium voltage-gated channel, KQT-like subfamily, member 3. Gene Ontology annotation, molecular function: voltage-gated potassium channel activity. Gene Ontology annotation, biological process: potassium ion transmembrane transport. NCBI's taxonomy places the organism in Eukaryota, Metazoa, Chordata, Actinopteri, Osmeriformes, Osmeridae. Bases 382 to 2997 code for a protein of 871 amino acids. Gene Ontology annotation, cellular component: membrane; voltage-gated potassium channel complex. The transcript has 16 exons. The record is from RefSeq and is a predicted model, not a curated record.
UUCUCGUCACGUCUGUGUUGGAGAGGAAAAACGAACCAUUGCUCGCCAGCGAUGCCAAGAGACGGGCUGUACAAUUUCACUAUCAACUGCUUUACGCAAGGCACCUCCUCAUCCCUUUCCCGUCCCCACCCAUCUCGACCAGAAUUUGUUUUUAUCGCGAGCGGCAGGUGGGGUUUGGGUCAAAGCCUUGGAACACAAAUCAUGCUUUGUCGCGAGCGGUCGGCUGUGGAAUAUGGUCAGACUGUUGAGCACCUCCCUUCACGAGGGGGACCAGAUCCUUAAAUGACCCACUGCUGAAAGCAUCUUGAUCUAUCGCCCGGAUCAUGGCAUGCUGCUCAUACAAGAUCUCCACAAGCGCGGCGCCGAGGCUCACUAGUGAACAUGGGGAUCAGGUCCAGAAAUGUUGGUAAUGGUUCGGAGGAGCAGAGGGACAAGAAGGCAUCAGCUCUACCCGGGGAUUUGGACCAAGGAUCCGGGGCGGACAAAGAUGGAGCACUGCUGCUUGUGGCGCCUGGUCGAGAUGAUUUCAAGAGGGGUUCCACAGGGAUUGGACUGUUGGCCAAGACACCUCUGGGGUACACGCGACCCACCAAGAGGAAUAACAUUAGGAAGCGGAGAAUUCAGAACCUUAUCUACGACACGCUCGAGAGACCGCGAGGGUGGGCCCUGCUCUACCAUGCGUUUGUAUUUCUGAUUGUGCUGGGGUGUUUGAUAUUGGCUAUUUUAACAACUUUCAAAGAACACGAAAAGGACUCUGCCCACUGGCUUGUCAUCCUGGAAACCUUCACCAUCUUCAUCUUCGGGGCAGAAUUUGGGCUGAGGAUAUGGGCGGCGGGGUGCUGCUGUCGAUACAAAGGAUGGAGGGGGCGGUUAAAAUUUGCUCGCAAGCCCUUGUGUAUUUUAGACAUCUUCGUGUUGAUUGCGUCUGUGCCGGUGGUGGUGGUGCGUAACCAGGGCAACGUGCUGGCCACGUCCCUGCGCAGCCUACGUUUCCUGCAGAUCCUGCGAAUGCUUCGCAUGGAUCGGCGCGGGGGCACCUGGAAACUUCUGGGCUCUGCUAUCUACGCACACAGCAAGGAGUUGAUCACUGCCUGGUAUAUCGGCUUCCUGUCGCUCAUCCUGGCCUCCUUCUUGGUGUACUUGGUGGAGAAGGACGACGUCACCAUGGACGUGUCUGACCCCGACAACCCCACUGCCCAGCCCAAGCCCCAGGACUUCGACACAUACGCAGACGCUCUUUGGUGGGGCCUGAUCACGUUGACUACGAUUGGCUACGGCGACAAAACCCCCAAAACGUGGGCUGGGAGACUGUUAGCUGGGACGUUCGCUCUGAUUGGAGUAUCCUUCUUCGCUCUGCCUGCGGGCAUCCUAGGCUCAGGCCUAGCUUUGAAAGUUCAGGAGCAGCACAGACAGAAGCACUUUGAGAAGCGCAGGCAUCCUGCCGCUGGACUCAUCCAGUCUGCCUGGCGAUAUUAUGCCACCAAUCCAAUCAGAGAAGACCUUAUUGCCACAUGGAGAUUCUAUGAGACUAUAAUCUCACUUCCCUGUUUCAGGAAGGACAAUUUGGAGGGCAUAGCAAGCCAAAAGCUGACCUUGCUGGAGCGAGUGCGCCUACCCAGCUCCCGGCAGUCCAUAGGGAGGGGUAAACCCAUCAUGCCAGGGAACGCAGACUCCAUAGAAGAGAGCCCUUCGAAGGAGGCCAAACCGGCUGGCUUCAGUAACCGGGAGCGUUUCCGUACCGCCUUCCGCAUGAAAGCCUACACGCUGCGCCAGAGCUCUGAAGAUGCUGGAGGCUUGCAGGACCCCGAGGAGAGAGGCUUCCCUCCAGACAUCCUGCUGGAGGAGAUGAUCCCCACUUUGAAGCUGGUCAUCAGAGCGGUCAGGAUCAUGAGGUUCCUCUUAAACAAAAAGCGAUUCAAGGAGACGUUGAGGCCUUACGAUGUGAAGGACGUGAUCGAGCAGUACUCUGCUGGCCAUCUGGACAUGCUCUGCAGGAUUAAAUACCUUCAGACAAGAAUAGACAUGAUCCUGGCCCCAGGACCUCCUCUCACCCCGAAACACAAGAAGACUCAGAAGACACCCUUUGCCUACCCACCUCAACAGUCACCCAGGCAAGAGACCUAUCUAGCCAAAACAUCCUUGCCGGAUGCUGAUGACCAAAGCAUGAUGGGCCGAUUCGUCAGAGUAGAGAGACAGGUGGAGGACAUGGAGAAGAAGCUAGACUUCCUGGUGGACAUGCACAUCCAGCACAUCGAACACCUCCAGGUGGACUCUGCCGGUGCAGCUCACAUGACCAUGGAGCCCUGUAACCCCACGGGGGGCGACCCCCUCUGCGGCCUGGACGCCAGGGACGGUCGUGGCUACGCCGAGAUCCGCCGGGUCUUCUUAAACUACAGCGAGACCUGCCCGCACAUGUCUUACCAGGUACCCGUGAGAAAGGUCAUGCCUUACUAUAGCCACCACAAGGAGCUUUGCACUGCCGGGAGGGGAGAGGGUGGAGGAGGGCUGGGGCUGCCUGGGGGCGGGUGCCUAUCCCUGGAUCACCAGAACCCCCCGCCCCCACCCCACCUCCACCCCGGCCCCAUCCCGACCUACACAGAGCGGCCUACUGUCCUCCCCAUCAGCUCCCUGCAGGACUUCCAGAUGGCUGGGCGGGGGGAAGGGGACAGCCCCUGCAUGGAGCAGCUCUCGGCGGGGCUGGGCAGGACCACGGGGCAGGGAGGGGACACGCCCCUCUCCAUGCUCUCGGUGAACCACGAGGAGCUGGAGCGCUCUCCCAGCGGGUUCAGCAUAUCGGGCGAACAGGAGGGGGAGGGGGACCCCUCGAUGGGGGCCGCUGGGGAGGAGGGGGGAGGAGACCAGGCGAGGGAGAGACGCUACCUGGCGGAGGGGGAGACCGACACGGACUCGGACCCCUUUACACCCAGCGGGGGGGCUCUCCCCUUGUCCUCCACGGGGGAGGGCUUUCCUGACUCUGUGUGGAACACCCCUCCAUGAGCCCACCCAAGCCCUUACUGACUCGAACCCCAGACCUAACUUGGCUGAAGGUGAAGUGACAGGCCAUGCCUGGAGAUUCAAGUCGGUUUGGGGUAAAAACACUUGGUGAGAAGUCAGAAACAAUUCCAGUCUGAACAAAUCUGGGUAAGAUCGGUUUUACCUCAGUAUGGUUUGAUGGACUUUGGCAUUGUCAUCAACUCUCCCAAGUCCUUUGACACACACUCGACUCAGUGGCAGAGAGAAAGCAGAGGCUUCGAGGGAGCUUACAUAGACAACAACUCACUGUUUGUAUAGUAAACAGACUUUGUACAGUGCACUCACCACAGAAAUUUAGCGAGGAUGAGAAAUAUAUAAACAUUAAUACUACUAUAAAUAUACACCCAAAGCUUUAUCGCUGCAAAGCAAAACGCACUGCAUGUAAUGCAUGCAAUUUUUAGAGGUAGACAUUGCAAAGUUCAGGUAUCAGGUAAAAGAAAAUGAGUUUGAAUGGAUACUUAUAAAUGCUAUGCCAUUUUGUAACACUUAUUUUUUUAUAAGAAUACAUUUUCAUUUUUUGCAUGGUUUGCAUGAUGAUGCACCAUUUAAGAACGGUUGAGAUUAAUAUUUUUUAACCAAAAGUCUCCUGUCUCAUUGUUUUAUACUAGUUGGUUAUUACUAUGGGAGCUUCAACAACAGUCGCAAGUCAAAGAUAAAGGAUUCCAUGAUGUUUGUUUAGUCAAUACACUUUGU